AUGAAUACAGCUACUCUCAAGCAAUUGAUUGAACAUAUUUUAGAUAUUCAUUCUGAUCACCAACGUUUAAUAUUUCGUAAACAGCAAGUAGAAGACAGCAAAGCUCUUUCAGAAUAUAAAAUUGAACAUCAAUCUAUGAUUCAUUUGACACUAACUUUACGUGGUGGAAUAUAUCAUUUUACUAGUGGUGGAGAAGAUUUUCUUAACGUUUUACAUGGAACAGUCGAAGCAAUAAAAAAUGUUCUUGCUUUUGAAUUUAAACAUAUGAAUCAAUCUGAAAAUUUUUCCGUAUCUAAUGAUCUUCCACAUUUAAAAAACAUUAUAUUAUUGCCUCCUUUUGAUAAUGAAGAUGAGAAUAACGGUAAAAAAGAUGACAUGUCAAAUGAGUAA
Molecule: messenger RNA, 390 nt
Organism: Rotaria sp. Silwood2
Lineage: Eukaryota; Metazoa; Rotifera; Eurotatoria; Philodinida; Philodinidae
Source: the annotation of a GenBank genome assembly